This is a messenger RNA of Vitis riparia (riverbank grape), 1988 nucleotides long. RefSeq lists its product as uncharacterized. The coding region runs from base 82 to 1941 and encodes 619 amino acids. Gene Ontology annotation, molecular function: catalytic activity. Lineage: Eukaryota; Viridiplantae; Streptophyta; Magnoliopsida; Vitales; Vitaceae. The record is from RefSeq and is a predicted model, not a curated record. The transcript has 13 exons.
UUUAGAGCUGAAUUUGUCGGGCGAAAGCUGUGUGCUAGGGUUGUGGUGGGUUUUGGGUUUUGGGUUUUGAAUCAGACAUUUAUGUCGACCGCUGCAGCCAAAGCCCUUGCUGGAAUUCUAGUGUUUGUUUCUUACUCUGUUCGCCUCACCUACGCUAUUGUUCACCUCAAAUCCUUGUCCGCUUCCUUCAUUGACGCUCCCGCCAGAUUUGCUGUUAGUGUUAACAGCACUGGAAUAUGCGGAGCUUUGCAUUUGGCAGAUCCUCUCGAGGCAUGUUCUUCUCUGCUCAACAGGUUUCGAUCCCAAGAAAUUGAUACAAUAAAAUUUGCUCUGAUAAUUAGGGGUAAAUGUGCUUUUGAGGAUAAAGUCCGAAAUGCUCAAGAUGCUGGCUUUCAUGCUGUAAUCGUGUAUGAUGAUCGAGAUAAGGGAAAUUUGGUUUCCAUGAUAGGAAACUCCCAGGGCAUAUGGGUGCCUGCAGUUUUUGUUUCUAAGGCAGCUGGUGAAACCCUGAAGAUAUAUGCUCAAGGACAAGAAGGGGAAUGCUGCAUUAUAAACCCUUCAUUCCCAGAAUCUGCCUGGACUGUGAUGGUAAUAUCUUUCAUCUCACUUCUUGUCAUAGCAACUGUCGUGUUAACGUUCUUUCUCACUCGCAACCGCCGGUUGAAUCAACGAGGAGCAAAUCCCCACCGUCCUAGUGUGGAUGCCAAGUUGGUGGAAGUUCUUCCCUGCUUUACAUUCAGUCAAGCAUGUGAGUGCCGCGUAGGAGAUACAUGUUCCAUCUGUCUUGAGGACUACAAAGAUGGUGAACGGCUCAGAGUUCUCCCCUGCCACCAUGAAUUUCACGCGAGCUGUGUGGACUCAUGGCUUACAAAGUGGGGGACUUUCUGCCCGGUUUGUAAAUAUGAAUUGAGUACUGAUGCCACAUGUUCUAAAGUGAAUGAGAGGAGAACAUUUUUAUUUUUUUACCCAGCAACAGAAUUUAUCAGCGCUGAUGCUCAUGAAGCUAAGGAUCUUAUUGCCUCCGGCUAUAGAUAUCUAGAUGUUAGGAUGGUGGAAGAUUUCAACAAAGGCCAUGUGGAUGUUGAGAGCGUCUUUAACAUCCCUUACUUCAUCAUGACCCCAGAGGGUAGGGUGAAAAAUCCUCAAUUUUUGGAGCAGGUUUUGUCGGUUUGCAGCAAGCAAGAUGGUCUCAUUGUGGGCUGUGGAACCGGGGGCAGGUCUCGUCUAGCAACAGUUGAUCUUCUUAAUGCCAAACAGGACUCAGAUUCAUUCCGCGAACCAGACCAGCAGGACACAUCGUUUCCAUAUUCAUCCGGUUUUCCUUCUCCAGAAACCCUAAGAUAUAGGCCCCUACUCUCUACCUCAUGGCCUCUCCUAAGUGUGGUUCUUGUUUGCGCCAUACUUUUUCUAUAUAGCUGCGAAUUUCUAUAUAUUCACAAGGCCAUGGGUGUUCUUUGGGCUGUGUUCCGUUGUCGAUUUCAGUUUCUUCUUCUGUUCCUUCUUUUGUCUUGUAGCUCAGCAACAGAGGUCGUCACCAUUGAUGUUCAUGCAGCUAAGGAUCUCAUCAAUUCAGGCUACCGUUAUCUUGAUGUCAGGACGGUUGAAGAGUUCAAGAAAGGCCAUGCCGAUGUUGAGAACAUUCUGAACAUCCCUUACCUCUUCACCACCCCUGAGGGAAGGCUGAAAAAUCCUGAAUUCUUGGAGCAGGUUCAGUCUGCUUGCAGCAAGGAAGAUCAUCUCGUCGUGGGAUGUCUAGGUGGGGUGAGAUCCCUUGCAGCCGCCUCUGUUCUUGUCAAUGCUGAUUUCAAGGAUGUGAAGGACAUGGGAGGAGGGGAGGCUAUGAGGCAUGAGUGGAAACUGGACUUACAGUCACCAAACCAAAAGAAGAAGAGAAGUGAUUGGAUGCUUCACUGUAAAGCUAGACCUUUGCCUAUGCAUUAAUUCUUGGUUGUAUGUUCUCCACCAAUCAAGUAUCACAUUUCUUCUCA